AUGCAACAACUCGAAUGCGACAAUCUACUUUCGACAUUGACGGCAGCCAUGCAUCUUCAGAGACACGAUCAAGUUAUUGACACAUCGCAACUCGCUGUUGACGAUCUCAAGCACCAGCUUGUACAACUUUUGUACGCACGCUCAGACUCGCUUAUUGCACUCAACCAACUGGACACAGCCCUUGAAGAAGCGAAGAUGAUGGCUCUCUUGGAUCCUGCGUCACCUAUAGGUCCCCUUCGCGAAGGUCUGAUUGAUGGCUAUAUUGAGGGAUCCGAAGAUACAGUCCAAAUCUAUUUGCAAGCGCUUGAGAUUGCAACAUCAUCCACUGCACUACCACAGCAACACAAUGAAAACAAAGUCGACUUUAUUGCACGAUUACCAUGUGAUAUUGUUGUGAAGGUCGUUUCGUAUCUCUGGAAUCAUACCAACAUCAGGGUGACACCGGCCUUUUUACAUGUUUCAAAGCUUUGGAGAAGAGCUAUCCUUCAAUCGACAUCUUUUCUUGUACACCGCGUGACAACAUCCGAUUCAUAUGGAUAUGCACAUAACGAGGUGACAGAUUUCGCAUCCCAUACCAGAAAGGUUGUGACACGAUGGGAACUAGCAUCGGAUGAACUCUUGGGAAAGGAUGAAUUGGUCAACGUGGCGUUUCUUCAUUUUGAAAGACAAGCCUUCCCUGGACAUGAUCAGCUGCUUUAUCCUUGUCCUUAUACACAACUCUCGUUUGUGGAAUUGCAAGAGCAGGAGGAAUACGGUUGUCGCUACACGCUUGAUGAUGUUAUGGAGCUAUGUCCCCGCCUUAUCAGUCUGAAAUGGGGAGGACGUGCAUUGAAGAAGAGUAGCCAAACGAACCGGGUUUAUCCACAAUUGAAAGCAUUGGAUAUUAAGUAUGAUUAUGCAGAGCCGAGUGAUUAUUCAAGAGAGCUUGAAAACCUGCUUCCGCAACUACCAUCAUUGGUCGCACUUUCUAUCAACGCCAUACCAGAGUUGGAGCAUUUACGGAUCAUCGACCAGUAUUGUCCUUCUCUAAAGUGCAUGAAAUACUGUCAAUAUACCAGUGACUUUGUUCGAGGGUGGCCAUCCAUUGGGAAUGAUGAUGAUGAUUUGAAUCGACCAGGAAUACAAGAUCUUUGGAUUGGUGAAGGGAUUCAUCAAGGCCGUAUUCAAGAUGUGAUGAAUUAUCUCUUGCAGACAUCAAGCACAUUGAAACGCCUUUAUUACCACCAUGCACACACGCCUGACUAUGAUAGUGAUCAACCCGUUCAUGUUCCACCAGAAGCGACAUUUCCCCAUUUGGUUGAUUUAUCGGGUGUACUAGGAGAGGAUUCAUCUCAAAUGCUGUUUCGAACCUUGAUUUCCCGAUCCCCAUGCCUUGAACGAAUCACAAUGCUUGAACCGUACAUAUUCUGGGACUCAUCGGAUGUGAUUGAUGCCAUGUUACGUUGCGAACAUUUGGUGGCGGCCGAUAUAAAGAUGGCUGAUCACAUGCAAGAUACAGCUACCCUGAAGCAAUUCCUUAGACAUCAUCUUCGGCUUGGUACACGUUCACCCCUACGAUCACUCGCCAUCGCCUUAUGGACACCGGAUUGUGAACAACACCUCCUCCCGUUAGUCACAUCGUUGCAAAUGCUUAAAGAAUUGGAUAUCUUGUUGGAUUUACCAGAGGCUACAUUAACAAGGAUGGUGAAGAACAUCAAGUUCCGGGCAUCAUCAAAUCGUACGCGUCUACAGCGGCUUCUCAUCACAUUUUCAGGCGCUGAGAGCUUGAGUGAACCUCACUUUAUUGGAUUGAAAGAUGUUCGUUCUCUAAGAUACUUGGAAAUCAAGGUGAUUCGAAUGUCGACAUUAACAGCUCUUUCCUUGCUUGUAUGCGACCAGCUCGUGGAUAUCCGUUUUCCUUCGUAUAGACUUGAUAGCUAUGUUAUCACCAUUUUACGACACAAAUUCCCCAGGCUGAGGAAUGAAUGA
This is a messenger RNA of Lichtheimia ornata, 1968 nucleotides long. RefSeq lists its product as uncharacterized. The record is from RefSeq and is a predicted model, not a curated record. The transcript is spliced from 2 exons. Bases 1 to 1968 code for a protein of 655 amino acids. Lineage: Eukaryota; Fungi; Mucoromycota; Mucoromycetes; Mucorales; Lichtheimiaceae.